UAACUAGAUGUAUAUGGCAAUUGUAUUAGAACUGUUAGCGGAUCUGUGGCGGGUGGUGUACUAUAAGUGUUUGGAUUUAACGAAAAACCAUGAGUUUGUCUCUGAGAAAUGAGCUUGGUUUGGAGAAAUCUAAGCGAAGAAAGCGCAGAGAACUCACCAAUGAACAAAAGCAAGAAAUUAAAGAAGCUUUUGAACUCUUCGAUACAGACAAGGACCAAAGAAUUGAUUAUCAUGAGUUGAAAGUUGUGAUGAGGGCUCUUGGGUUCGAGGUGAAAAAAGCUGAUGUUUUAAAAGUGCUGAGAGAUUACGAUCGUGAGGGGUCAGGCACGAUAGGUUUCGACGAUUACAACGAAGUCAUCACAGAGUGGAUGUUAGAGAGAGAUCCUCAAGAAGAAUUAGGCAAAGCAUUCAAGCUGUUUGAUGAUGAUGACACUGGUAAAAUCUCACUCCGUAAUUUGCGAAGAGUCGCGAGAGAGCUCGGAGAAACCAUGCCGGAGGAAGAACUUCGUUCGAUGAUUGAUGAAUUUGAUGCUGACGGGGAUGGUGAGAUUAAUCUGGAGGAGUUUAUUGCUCUUAUGACAGGGGAUACCUAGUCUAUGUGUAUUCGAUGCAACUAACCUGAGAAGUCAUCAUUUUUCUAUCCUUUAGGUGGCGAUAAAUCUUUGUAUUUUGUUUUUUUGGAAGCAGAAAAAACCUAGCUGAAAAUGUGUAUAAAUAUUAUGAUGACUUUUAGUCUAUCGACGUGUAUGUUUAUUCUAAUGUUUUGCAUGUUCCAAAAAGUAGAUAUCAUCUUACCACAAUUGAUAACCAAGUCUCCAAUUUUUGAUUAAAUUAAUUGUUAUUAUAAAGUUAUUAUACUUGCGGCUGAUGCCAUAUCUGGUUGAAAUUCUAUAUUUUAUUAACAGUGUCAAAUUACUCUUGUUAUUGAAUCUGCUGCUAUAGUAUAUUGUUUUUCGUAUUAAUUUUGUAAUGUUUCCUAUUCAGUUUUAUAACUUUGUUAAGUCUUUUAAAUGCAACCAGCAUCAAAACUUCAAAUAUGGUUAAAGAUGUUAUUAUUAUGUUAAAUACACUUUCUGUUUUAUACACCCUUUAAUUUUUGUAGCUUAAUAUUAUAAGCAUCUUCUCCCUUGUGUGUGUUUGUAGCUAUUAUAUGUUUUGUUUUUUCUUUUGUAUGGCAUGCUGUAUAGUCUAUUAACAAAAAUAUUACUGUGUUUUGAUUAUUCUGUAACACAGAAAUAAAGUUAGGUAACCAUGUUACUGUAUACCAAUCUGCAUGUUUCAAUGCGUCCAUGAACAAAAAAAGAAGCCAUUCAAUAUUCUAA
Molecule: messenger RNA, 1322 nt
Organism: Ciona intestinalis (vase tunicate)
Lineage: Eukaryota; Metazoa; Chordata; Ascidiacea; Phlebobranchia; Cionidae
Source: RefSeq, a predicted model, not a curated record